Messenger RNA from Macrosiphum euphorbiae (potato aphid), 2784 nucleotides. The record is from the annotation of a GenBank genome assembly. NCBI's taxonomy places the organism in Eukaryota, Metazoa, Arthropoda, Insecta, Hemiptera, Aphididae.
AUGUUGCAUCGUAUCUGCCAAGCUGGUUUGAAAAAGCAGCUUAUGGUUGAUCGUAGAUUUGUUCGAUAUGCUAGUGCGAUAAUUUCGAACAAUGAUAGAUCAGCAUUGGUUCAGAAAAACCAUACAUCUAAUCGUCUUUGUGUGGUUUCCGCUAUUAAUGUUCCGGUACGUUAUAGAAGAUUUGACAAUAAAAAAGAAGAUGAUAAUCCAGAAGAAGUGGAAGAAUCUCAAACUGUAAGAGCUGUUUAUGACAUCAAGUCCAACCCUGAUACUUCAAUUGCAACCAUUCAAGUGCCAGAUGAAAUACCUUUCCUACCGUUAGUCACAAUAGCAAAACCACCUUUAUAUCCUAGAUUGUUUAGAAUUGUUGAGAUCAGUGAUCCUAGAUUGAUUGCAUUGAUCAAAAGAAAAAAAGCUUUAAAUCAACCUUUCAUUGGUCUUUUCAUGAGAAAAAACAUUGAUACAGUUCCAGACAAUAUUGUUACAAAUAUUGAUGAAGUAUAUAGUGUUGGGUCACUUGGUAGAAUAAAUGAAAUGCGAGAAUUUGGAAAUAAAUUACAUAUGCUCAUACAAUGUUUUAGGCGUAUAAAGCUGACCAAGCCACUUUUUGAAGACCAAGAUAUAGAUAAAAUUACAAAUGAUUUAACCAAGCGUAAUAAAAAACAAUCUCGUAAUAAGGGAUCUUCAAGCACACCUGAAAUAGAGCCAAUUACUGAAACAGAAAAAUUUCAGGAACAAGUGCUUAUGAUUGAAGUAGAAAAUCUAAAAGAUGAACCUUAUGAUAAAACAAUGGAGAUUAAAGCAUUAUCUCAAGAAAUAAUCAAAACUAUUCAAUCAAUUAUUAGCAUAAAUCCAAUAUAUAAAGAAAUAUUACAUCCAAUGUUGCAACAUGGAAAUGUAUCAGAUGAUCCUUCAUAUUUAUCUGACAUUGCAGCUGCUAUAGCUGAUUGUGAGACUCACGAAUAUCAAGAAAUUUUAGAAGAAAUUAAUGUUCCCAAACGUCUUUUACUUGCACUUGGUUGUGUAAAAAAACUUUUAGAACUUAGCGAAAUUCAAAUAAAAAUCAGUAAAGAAGUCGAUGAAAAGGUUAAACAACAGCAUCGUAAAUUCAUUCUUCAAGAACAACUCAAAGUAAUAAAAAAAGAGCUUGGCCUUGAGAAAGAUGAUAAAGAUUCAAUUGUGGAAAAGUUUAGAGACAGAAUAAAAGACAAACAAGUACCAAUUAAAGUUAUGGAGGUUAUUGAAGAGGAAUUAACUAAACUAUCAUUUCUGGAACAACAUUCAUCAGAAUUUAAUGUUACGAGAAAUUAUCUUGAUUGGUUAACACAAUUACCAUGGGGUACAACAAGUGAUGAAAAUUUUGAUUUAAAAAGGGCUACAACUAUUUUAGACGAAGAUCAUUAUGGAAUGGAAGAGGUAAAAAAACGAAUUCUAGAGUUCAUUGCAGUAAGCAAAUUAAAAGGUUCAACUCAUGGGAAAAUUCUUUGUUUCCAUGGACCACCAGGUGUUGGAAAAACAAGUAUAGCAAAGUCAAUUGCAAGAGCCUUAAAUCGAGAAUACUUUAGAUUUAGUGUUGGUGGUAUGACUGAUGUGGCUGAGAUAAAAGGCCAUCGUAGGACAUAUGUAGGUGCCAUGCCGGGUAAAAUGAUUCAAUGUCUGAAAAAAACUUCAACUGAAAAUCCAUUAGUAUUAAUUGAUGAAGUUGAUAAAAUUGGGAGGGGACAUCAGGGUGAUCCUUCAUCUGCACUAUUAGAAAUGCUUGAUCCCGAACAAAAUGCUAAUUUCCUAGACCAUUAUUUGGAUGUGUCAGUGGACUUAUCUAAGGUUCUAUUUAUUUGUACUGCUAAUGUUAUCAACACAAUUCCAGAACCACUUAGGGAUCGUAUGGAACUUAUAGACGUGUCUGGAUAUGUAGCAGAAGAAAAAAUGGCUAUUGCAAAACAAUACUUAAUUCCUCAAGGGCUUAAGUCUACUGGCCUAAAAAAAGAACAAAUAGAAAUUGCUGAUGAUAGUCUAUCUACUCUUAUUAAAUCAUAUUGUCGUGAAAGUGGUGUACGUAACCUUCAAAAACAUGUAGAAAAGAUGUUACGAAAAGUUGCAUUGAAAAUAGUUGAAGGCGAAUCAGAAAAAAUAAUUAUUAGCAGUGAUAAAUUAUAUGAUUUUGUUGGAAAUCCUAUAUUUACAAAAAAUCGAAUGUAUGAAGUGCCAAUACCUGGAGUUGUUAUGGGAUUGGCUUGGACUGCCAUGGGUGGUGCAUUGAUGUAUAUUGAAACUGAGUGGACAAAAGACCCGGCGACAAUUACAGACAAGGAUAAAGCUGUUGGAAACAUUAUAUUAACUGGUCGCUUAGGUGAAACUAUGCAAGAAUCAGCAAAAACUGCGUAUACUGUGGCAAAACGAUUUUUAAGUGAACUCGAUCCACAAAACCUAUCGCUGUUGACUGGAAACGUUCAUCUACAUGUUCCUGAGGGUGCUACACCUAAAGAUGGACCCAGUGCUGGAUGUACAAUUGUUACUGCUUUGUUAUCAUUGGCUUUAAACAUUCCUAUUCGCAACAAUGUCGCUAUGACUGGAGAGAUCUCUCUCAAAGGAAAAGUUAUGCCAGUAGGAGGUAUUAAAGAAAAAACAAUUGCUGCCAAAAGAGAAAAUGUUAAUUGUUUGAUACUGCCUGACGAAAAUAAAAAAGACUUUAAUGAACUUCCAAAGUUUAUAACUGAUGGGAUUGAAGUGCAUUUUGUUUCAUACUAUAAAGACAUUUUUAAAAUAGUCUUUGAAAACAAAUAA